AUGGUUCGAUUGCUGGCUCCUGUCAUCGAUGCAUUAAUCGAGACUAUCUAUGCUAGCCCUACGUUUCAACCAAAAGUCUCGUGGGCUCUUCGGAAGACCCUACAGUAUCGCUACCAGAAGACCGCCAAGAAAUACUGUGCCGCACAUCUGGCGGCUAUUCUUCUCAAGCCUGGCCAGAGUCGAUCAGUUGAUGAUAGUCUGUCCUUGAGCUUCGCAAGAUGCAGCAUUACCACGUCCAACAAUAAGCUGUGCAAGAACAUGCUCAAACACCAAGACGCGAUAUUUGCCCAACAACUCUUUGAGUUUACCGAAGGGGUUUGGAGAGAACAGCUGUAUCAGCCAAUACUUCCCCUGCAAUUCAAAGAGCUCUUGAGAUACUAUGAUGGUGUGACGAAGAAGUUUCCAUCCAUGGAUGAGAGAGCCCGUCGCUCGACUGCAAUGAUUCUGCAAAACUGCACCAAUCUCAGUAGGCCAUAUGACUUCUCGAGGGAUAUUACCAUCUUGGAUAGGAUUGGCUGGGAAAUCGACCUGCCACUGAGAGAUGUUAUCAUUAGUGGCAACGCCUCCUCCAGCGAGGGCACCGGAGAUGAC
Colletotrichum abscissum is the source of this 591-nucleotide messenger RNA. RefSeq lists its product as uncharacterized. The transcript is spliced from 3 exons. Lineage: Eukaryota; Fungi; Ascomycota; Sordariomycetes; Glomerellales; Glomerellaceae. The record is from RefSeq and is a predicted model, not a curated record. The annotation marks the transcript as partial.